Molecule: messenger RNA, 381 nt
Organism: Mytilinidion resinicola
Lineage: Eukaryota; Fungi; Ascomycota; Dothideomycetes; Mytilinidiales; Mytilinidiaceae
Exons: 3
Coding region: 1-381 (126 amino acids)
Source: RefSeq, a predicted model, not a curated record
AUGCUGGCCGAUGGUGACUCUGCAGUCAAAGAGCAAGGCGACGGCAGCUCGAUUGGGAUUAGGUUUGAAGACGAUGUUGCUGAUAAGACGGAUGUGGUGAUGGAGCUUCCAGGGGAGACACUGCAAGUUGACGCCGCCGAGGGAGAUUUGCCGGGCGAGACGCAGGGGCAAGAUGCCUCUGCAACGCGGCCGACGCUGGUGAUGAUGGCUUGCGAGGCCCUGCUAGACUUGGACGAGGCUGGCGGACGGCCGAGACAUCGCAGCUGCCCACCGCCAGCCCUCGGAAAUAGGGCCAAGGAGGUCGCAGCAAAGAAGGAGGAGCUUGAGGAUGAGGCUCAGAAGAAGCGCAGCUUGUAUUUGAACGAUAUAGAGUUGAGGUAG